AUGACGCUGAAGGAGCCCUGGCGGGCAUGUGGUGUAAUAGUAGAAUUAAUCAAAAGCAAGAAAAUGGCUGGAAGAGCUGUCUUGUUGGCAGGCCCUCCUGGAACUGGCAAGGUCUCCUUUGCAUUGGAAACUCAUUCCUCUUGGCCCAGCUAUCAUAAAAAUCUUCAUGGUGACACUUACUUGAAGGUGAAGAAAACAAGUGAGCCGCGUUUUUCCCACGUUCGGUUUCUCCAUUGUUGUUGGCUGAGAAUAAAGGAGACCAAGGAGGUUUAUGAAGGGGAGGUGACAGAGCUGACCCCAUGUGAGACAGAGAACCCAAUGGGGGGCUACGGCAAAACCAUCAGCCACGUGAUCAUAGGACUGAAGACAGCCAAGGGCACCAAGCAGCUGAAGCUGGACCCCAGUAUUUUUGAAAGCCUGCAGAAAGAGCGAGUGGAAGCUGGAGAUGUGAUUUACAUUGAGGCCAACAGCGGGGCUGUGAAGAGGCAGGGCAGGUGCGACACCUAUGCCACUGAGUUUGACCUCGAAGCUGAAGAGUACGUCCCCUUGCCAAAGGGCGACGUGCACAAGAAGAAGGAGAUCAUCCAGGAUGUGACUCUGCAUGACCUGGAUGUGGCCAACGCCCGGCCCCAGGGAGGACAAGACAUCCUGUCCAUGAUGGGCCAGCUAAUGAAGCCAAAGAAGACAGAAAUCACAGACAAGCUCCGAGGGGAGAUCAACAAGGUGGUGAACAAGUACAUCGACCAGGGCAUCGCCGAGCUGGUCCCGGGGGUGCUGUUCGUGGACGAGGUCCACAUGCUGGACAUCGAGUGCUUCACCUACCUGCACCGUGCCCUGGAGUCCUCCAUCGCGCCCAUCGUCAUCUUCGCCUCCAACCGCGGCAACUGCGUCAUCAGGGGCACCGAGGACAUCACCUCCCCUCACGGCAUCCCCCUGGACCUUCUGGACCGAGUGAUGAUCAUCCGCACCAUGCUGUACACGCCCCAGGAGAUGAAGCAGAUCAUUAAGAUCCGCGCACAGACAGAGGGCAUCAACAUCAGCGAGGAGGCCCUGAACCACCUGGGGGAGAUUGGCACCAAGACCACACUGAGGUACUCCGUGCAGCUGUUGACUCCAGCCAACUUGCUGGCGAAGAUCAACGGGAAGGACAGCAUUGAGAAGGAGCACGUGGAAGAGAUCAGCGAGCUCUUCUACGAUGCCAAAUCCUCCGCCAAGAUCCUGGCCGACCAGCAGGAUAAGUACAUGAAGUGACUGCGCCCUGACUGGCCAGGCCUG
Molecule: messenger RNA, 1275 nt
Organism: Dipodomys ordii (Ord's kangaroo rat)
Lineage: Eukaryota; Metazoa; Chordata; Mammalia; Rodentia; Heteromyidae
Gene: Ruvbl1
Product: RuvB-like AAA ATPase 1
Exons: 11
Coding region: 1-1251 (416 amino acids)
Biological process (GO): regulation of transcription by RNA polymerase II; chromatin remodeling; box C/D snoRNP assembly
Cellular component (GO): NuA4 histone acetyltransferase complex; Swr1 complex; Ino80 complex
Molecular function (GO): ATP binding; DNA helicase activity
Source: RefSeq, a predicted model, not a curated record